This is a messenger RNA of Gasterosteus aculeatus aculeatus (three-spined stickleback), 2037 nucleotides long. RefSeq names its product FOS like 1, AP-1 transcription factor subunit a (gene fosl1a). Gene Ontology annotation, molecular function: DNA-binding transcription factor activity, RNA polymerase II-specific; RNA polymerase II cis-regulatory region sequence-specific DNA binding. Lineage: Eukaryota; Metazoa; Chordata; Actinopteri; Perciformes; Gasterosteidae. Gene Ontology annotation, cellular component: nucleus. Gene Ontology annotation, biological process: regulation of transcription by RNA polymerase II. The record is from RefSeq and is a predicted model, not a curated record.
AGGGGCGUGGCGAACCUAUGGCACCGCUUUAAGAGUUUACAACCUCACAAUUAUUCCCAGACCGUGGCGUUUAGAUGUAUAACUAAGGACAGGAGGUGCUACAAAAAGUAGUUUUGGGGAGUUUUAAGGCGAUUUGGGAAAAAAACGAGUCGAUAUUUCCUUGUCCCCCCUUGAAGACGCUCCCGUUUGGACUCUACCGAUUUGCCGCAAGUGGGUUUAACCCUUUUGAAUUUACACACGAGAUUCAUCUCGAAAGUACUUUUCUGGGGACCUGAAGGCUAUAUUACUGCCAUUGGAUACAGGUUUCUUUUCAUUUAAACAGAAAACAUGUAUCGAAACUUUGGGAGUCAAGGAAGAGGCCACCCGGCGUACACAGGCAGCGUCUCCGGGUCAAACUCCCAGGGAACCUCCAGCACUACGACUACACAGCAGGAGCAGAAGUUUAUAAUGGCUGGCAGCGGUCAGUUUGUACCAAGCCUGAAUACCAUCACAAGCAACCAGGACCUGCAGUGGUUGGUCCAGCCCACCCUCAACCAUCCGCCGGGCCCUUCCCGAUCUCCAGUGCCUCCCUACCCGGCCCUCUCGGGGCCACGGCCUCUGGGUCCACUGCCUUCCCAUCUUUUCAGACCAGGGAUCAUAAGGGCAGCUGCAAACACUACUGCUUCGACAAGGCGCAGGAGCGAUGAACAUUUAUCCCAAGAAGAGAUGCAGAGACGCAGAAUACGAAGGGAGAGGAACAAGCUGGCGGCAGCAAAAUGUCGCAAUCGCCGUCGGGAGCUGACAGACACGCUGCAAAAUGAGACCGACCAGCUGGAGGAUGAAAAGUCCAAGUUGCAGAAGGAAAUAAGUGAAUUACAAAAGGAGAAAGACAAGCUUGAGCUGGUCCUGGAGGCUCACCGUCCCAUUUGUAAAAUUGAGGACUCGGAUUCUGAUUCUGACCCGAAUCCAUCAACCUCCUCGCUGGGAGGCAUCAAACUAGAGCCGCAGGAGUUCAGCAGACCCGCGAUCAAGCUGCCGCCGAAGACGGAGAAGCCAAGACCAAAGAUCACCAUCCCCACCAAGGACGUGACAUCGGCGGCCUCUGCCGCUGAAUCCGAGUCUCUGCACACCCCGGUUAUCACGUCCACGCCCUCCCUCCUGGCCUUCACGGCUGGUAUGGUGUUCACCUAUCCCUCCGCCUCUUCAGACACUACCGCCGCGCCCCACACCACGUCACACCAGGGAAGCAUCCACCAGGCUCACGCCCCGCAGCCGUGCGGGAUAGCUCAUCGGCGCAGCAGCAGCAGCGGAGACCAAUCGGAUCACUCCCUGCACUCGCCGACCAUAAUCAGUCUGUGAUCUCGUGCCGCAAAACCCAACUAAUGUUGAUUUCGUCGACCAAGAGUGUCUCCAGGAAGUGAGAAUGAAAAAAUGAUCGGGUUAAACAUUUCAAAAUGAGCUGUGUGCAUCUGUGUCACUUCUUCUCUGUAGAAAGUUGAUUCUUUACUGAGAUGAUAUGCUAAUUAGUAGCAGGAAGUUACACUCUUUUGAGUAUUGAUUCAAAUACAAAUAUUUUAUGUUACUAAAGUCAUUAUAGCUUUUAGCGAUAAUGAGUUGGUUUGAGGUUAAAAACUAAGCAUUGCAUGCAGAAUUCUAGAACAGUACAACUCUGAUAACUACAUCUGAUAAUAUAUUAGACUAGCGAUAAUUCUGUAUAAUAAUGCAUUUAAUACCUUUUUACAUUGUUACGUUAUGUUGUGUAACAUUUUACAAACUUCCCCACAAAGGGAAAAAGAGUACUUAUAACUAAAUGGUCCUAAUUUUUCUAUGAAUCUUUUAUGAAUUCUAAUAUUGUCGAUGCAAAGAUUUGACCACUAAGGCUGGGCCAUAGGAGUUAAUAUAGAUGAUGUUACAGCAUAUUUAUUCUUGAGAGCGUAAUAUAUAUUUUUUUAUUGUCUGACAGAUGAACUAUUUUGGUGGGCAGUGCCUUACUUUAUUCUCUUCUUAAAGAUGUACUACUUCGCAGCCAAUAAAGAGCAAAGGUUCAUAACCGUGUGA